AUGGCCGAGACUCCCGAGACCGCCGACAAAGUCGCUGCUGAGCAGGAUAUCAACCCCUGGUCCGUCGCAGGUGGCACCGACGCCAGCGGCAACGCCAUCUCGAUCGACUACGAGGCCCUGUCGAAGAAAUGGAACACCUCGCUCAUUGACCAGGCCCUCCUCGACCGCUUCGAAAAGGUCACCGGACACAAGCCGCACCGCUGGCUUCGGCGCGGACUGUUCUUUAGUCACCGCGACUUCGAGAAGAUUCUCACAAAGAAGGAAAAGGGAGAGCCGUUCUUCCUCUACACUGGUCGUGGCCCUAGCUCAGGGAGUCUGCACCUGGGACACACCAUCCCUCUUACCUUCACCAAGUGGCUGCAGGAUGUCUUCGACGUGCCGCUCGUGUUCAUGCUUACGGAUGACGAGAAGGCUCUGUUCAAGGACAGCCUGACCUUCGAAGAGACCCUGCACUACGCCAUGGAGAACGCCAAGGAUAUCAUUGCCCUUGGAUUCGAUCUGAAGAAGACCUUCAUCUACAGCGAUCUGAAGUACGUCAGCAACCACAUCUUGAUGAACACCUGGGAGUUCUCGAAGCUCGUCACCUUCAACCAGGUCCGUGGUGCAUUUGGUUUCAACGAGAGCACGAACAUUGGUCGUAUUUUCUUCCCGUCUGUGCAGUGCGUCGCUGCGUUCGCUACCUCGUACCCCGAGAUCUGGACGGACGAGCCUCUGAAGGAGCGCAAGAAGGAGAUUGCUGCUAUCCAGUGCUUGAUUCCCAUGGGUAUUGACCAGGACCCGUACUUCCGUCUCCUCCGUGACAAUGCCCACAAGAUGCGCUACCCCUCGCCAAAGCCCGCCCUCAUCCACUCCAAGUUCUUGACUGCGCUUCAGGGUGCCGGUGGCAAGAUGUCCUCUUCCGACCCCAACUCCGCUAUCUUCAUGACCGACACCGCUAAGCAGAUCAAGACCAAAAUCAACAAGUACGGCUUCAGCGGUGGCCAAGUCAGCAUCGAAGACCACCGUCGUCUAGGCGGAAACCCUGACGUCGACGUCUCCUACAUCUACCUAACAUACUUCGAGGAGGACGACGCCAAGCUGGACGAGAUCUACAAGUCCUACAAGAGCGGUGAGCUCCUGACUGGUGAGCUGAAGGCGAUGGCCAUCAAGAAGCUCCAGGAGUACGUUGCUGAGUUCCAGGAGCGGAGGAAGGAAGUUACCGAUGAGCUGCUUGAGAAGUACAUGACGCCGCGUCGGUUGGAGUGGAACGGAACCGCGCAGCCGAAGAUCAAAUAG
Messenger RNA from Aspergillus mulundensis, 1275 nucleotides. RefSeq names its product tryptophan--tRNA ligase WRS1. The record is from RefSeq and is a predicted model, not a curated record. NCBI's taxonomy places the organism in Eukaryota, Fungi, Ascomycota, Eurotiomycetes, Eurotiales, Aspergillaceae. Bases 1 to 1275 code for a protein of 424 amino acids. Gene Ontology annotation, molecular function: ATP binding; tryptophan-tRNA ligase activity. Gene Ontology annotation, cellular component: cytoplasm. The transcript has 3 exons. Gene Ontology annotation, biological process: tryptophanyl-tRNA aminoacylation.